UCGCGGAAAAAUGACGGCAGUGAAUGUCAGUUAUCUAUUCAUUUACACAACUGGGAGAUUUUACUGAGCAAUUUGAAUUUAGAGUCAGUACUGCGCUCAGGGCACGUCACUUGGAGGUGGGACUCGAACCUAUGACCGCUCUCGCCACUACGGUGUGAUAAUGAGGACGUGUGUUCUGAGCGCGAAGUGAUGCGAAACAAACACGAGUGAGGGAUAGAAGGGGAACCAACCGUCUCUGAUGCGAGAACGUUCCAGAACUUGGCCUGAGAAACUGCCCCUAAAAGUGACGACGGGAACUAAACUUUAAAGAGGCUUAUAUUCGCUCCUCCUCACCUUCUCUUGUCUUUACUUCUUAUUUUUUGGGCACCAGACAGACACCGGCUUCCAGAGUACAAAACGGCAAACUUCUUGAACUCCUCAUGUUUUCGGUGCGAUAAUAAAAUUGUCUUUAAUUUCUCACCUCCCCCUUUAAUUACCAAACCCUAACUGGAAAAGAUUCAUUCGAGAAACGGCACAUAUUUUGCUUACAAAUAAAACCAGAAAGCUGUGUCUUUUCCCUUAACUCUCCAUGGGGGGACCGAGAGGAUGGGGGGGAACCGGAGCAGCGCUUCGCCUCUCGGCUUCCGUCCUCGCUAAUCCGCCGUAAGAGCCCGGCGAGCCGUGUAAAACCGGGUAAAAGACGGUCCGAAGACUGCGGACAUGAUGGCCGCGCAGAAAAUAAACGAAGCUCACGAGCACAUCGCCAAAGCGGAGAAAUGUUUAAAGACCAGCUUCACCAAGUGGAAGCCGGACUACGACAGCGCGGCCUCAGAGUACGCAAAGGCAGCGGUCGCGUUCAAAAACGCCAAGCAGUUUGAGCAGGCGAAGGACGCCUACGUGAAGGAGGCCGAGUACCACACGGAGAACAAAGCUCUCUUCCACGCUGCAAAAGCCCUCGAGCAGGCAGGUAUGAUGAUGAAGGACAUGAAGCGCAUGGGGGAGGCGAUCCAGUACAUCGAGAAAGCCAGCAUGAUGUACGUGGAGAACGGGACCCCGGACACUGCGGCGAUGGCCCUCGACCGCGCCGGGAAGCUCAUAGAACCCGUGAGCGUGGAAAAGGCCGUGGACCUCUAUCAGAAGGCGGCGUCUGUCUUUGAGAACGAGGACCGGCUGCGCCAGGCGGUGGAGCUUCUGGGGAAGGCCUCCAGGCUCCUGGUCAGGCUCCGCAGGCUCGAUGAAGCGGCGGCGUCAAUUCAGAAGGAGAAGAACAUGUAUAAAGAAAUAGAAAACUAUCCCACCUGCUUUAAGAAAACUAUCGCUCAAGUCCUGGUGCAUCUUCACAGGAGCGACUUUGUUGCGGCAGAGAAAUGCGUCCGGGAGAGUUACAGUAUCCCAGGAUUCAGCGGGAGUGAAGACUGCGCUGCUAUGGAGCAGCUGCUGCAGGGAUACGACGAGCAAGACGAAGACGUCGUGAACCGCGUGUGUAACUCGCCGCUUCUCAAGUACAUGGACAACGACUAUGCCAAGCUGGCGGUGACUUUGAAAGUUCCGGGAGGUGGCAAGAAGAAGAAGCCCCCUGCUGCCCCUCAGGGGGGUGCCGGAGGAAGCCAGGCUGCGGCAGAGGAGGACGACUACGAAGGGGGGCUCUGUUAAUCUCAGCCGCCGUUGAGGUGCCACUAGGGUUUGGUGCUCCUCCGGUCCCUUCGGGUCACGUCAUCACACAGCGUACAUUCCUCCAAAGUAUUUCUACUGAAGAGCCUCAUUUGUUCAGGGAACUGAACCGUCACAAAUGUUUAGUAUAUAUCAUAGCAGCGGAUCCCAGACCUCAUCGUAGGAUAGUGAUGCUUCUAAAGGUGUCAUUAAGGUGUCUGUGCAAUAAAUUAUUGUGCCGUCA
Scleropages formosus (Asian bonytongue) is the source of this 1873-nucleotide messenger RNA. It is a transcript of the gene napgb, whose product is annotated as N-ethylmaleimide-sensitive factor attachment protein, gamma b. The record is from RefSeq and is a predicted model, not a curated record. Bases 700 to 1632 code for a protein of 310 amino acids. The transcript has 12 exons. Lineage: Eukaryota; Metazoa; Chordata; Actinopteri; Osteoglossiformes; Osteoglossidae. Gene Ontology annotation, molecular function: soluble NSF attachment protein activity; syntaxin binding. Gene Ontology annotation, cellular component: vacuolar membrane; SNARE complex. Gene Ontology annotation, biological process: intracellular protein transport.